CAUUGGGGGUAAGAAGGGCAAACGCUAGAAGCAUUGGGGGUGCUAUGUUUCACUGUUCCACCAGGGGGCAGGAGAGAUCACAUUACUUAUAAAACUGUAAUAAAAAAAAAAAAAUCCCCCAACUUUUCCCUAAAAACUGUGUUCUUCCUUAUGAAACCGAAUCCUCCAGUUGUGGCGUCCCAGACCGCCCGCCCCAAGGCGGUGCCCCUUGCCCGCGCCCCUCCCCCUGCGCCUCUGCCCCUGCCCAGCACUGCCUUCACGCACCUCGGACUCACUUUCCCUGUGCCUCUUGGCUCUUGCCCGGAAGAUGAAGGUUUGGCUGCUGCUUGGUCUUCUGCUGGUGCAUGAAACCCUUGAGGAUGCUACUGGCCAGCAUCCCCCCAAGAACAAGCAUCCAAAGGAACCAGGAGAGAAUAGAAUCAAGCCUACAAACAAAAAGGUGAAGCCCAAAAUGCCCAAAAUAAAGGAAAGGGACUCAACUGAUCUGGUGCCAAAGACACCAUCUAUAAUGAUGCAAAUGCUGGAUAAAGGUCGUUUCCAGAAACCUGCUGAUACUCUGAGUCUGAUGGCAGGACAAACUCUAGAGCUCAGAUGUAAAGGGAAUAAAAUUGAAUGGAACUACCCUGAGUUUCUUGACACCUUUAAGGACUCCCGCCUCAGUGUGAAGCAGCAUGCACGCUAUGGUCAGCUGACUCUGGUCAACUCCACUGCCGCUGACACAGGUGAAUUCAGUUGCUGGGGACAGCUCUGUGAAGGUUACAUCUGCAAAAAGGACGAGGCAAAAACAGGUUCCACUUAUAUUUUCUUUACAGAGAAAGGAGAACUUUUUGUACCUUCUGCCAGUUACUUUGAUGUUGUCUAUUUGAACCCGGACAGAGAGGCUGUGGUACCUUGUCGAGUGACUGUCCUGUCAGCCAAAGUCACACUCCACAGCGAGUUUCCAGCCAAGGAAAUCCCAGCCAAUGGGACUGACAUUGCUUAUGACAUGAAGAGGGGCUUUGUGUAUCUGCAACCUCAUUCUGACCAGCAGGGGGUGGUCUAUUGCAAGGCAGAGGCUGGGGGCAAGUCUCAGAUCUCUGUCAAGUACCAGCUGCUCUACGUAGAAGUUCCCAGUGGGCCUCCAUCAACAACCAUUUUGGCAUCCUCUAACAAAGUAAAAGGUGGGGAUAACAUCAAUAUCCUCUGCACUGUACUGGGGGAGCCUGAUGUGGAGGUGGAGUUCAGGUGGAUCUAUCCAGGGCAGAAGGAUGAAAGGCCUGUGACGAUUCAAGACACUUGGAGGCUGAUCCGCAGAGGGCUCGGACACACCACAAGAAUGUCCCAGAGUGUGCUGACAGUUGAAGACUUUGAAACCAUUGAUGCAGGAUAUUACAUUUGCACUGCUCAGAAUCCUCAAGGACAGACUACAGUAGCUACAGCCGUUGAGUUUUCCUGACUUGGAAAAUGAAGCAGAAUGAACUGAUGAUGGAAAACCCUUUGUGUGCACUUACCACUUUUGGGGUACUUUUGACAAGUGCUUUGCAAGAGGCUAACGCCAAGUGCCAAGUCCAAAUCCCUGCCUUGUGUGCCAGACCCAGACAUAAAACUAGAAGGAAGCCUAAUAAUAGAAGUGCUAACUCUUCUAACAGAAAGCAUGUAUUUUAUUGCUCACCUAUGUAUAUGUGCUUCUAGUUUUUAUACUAAGAAAGUAUGUGUGUAGACAACUAUAUAAUCAUUUCGAUUAAAUAUGCAGAUUUUGGUAAAAAAUUUAAAUGGACUAUUUUUCAAAAAAUAUUAGCAUGCAUAUAUCCAGGAUUUGACAUAUAAAAAUACAUGAAAAUCUGAAUGUAAAACUAAAUCUAACGAUUUAUCCACAAGCAGUUAAGAUCUGACUGCUUGAGCAGGUCACUUUUCCCUUUGUGUAGCAACUUUAAAGCUAAUGUGAGCUAUGAAAUUAAUUUUAAAAAUUCUGUAGUUUUUUUUUUUUAGAAAAAGCUAUUGCAUUCAAAUUACUAAUUAGAUUUUUCCAUUUAAUCAGGGCCAGAUCUUAUGCUUUUAAAAUUAUACUUUCAAUAUUAAACUUUUUAAUUUUUUUUUUCUUUUGGCUCCAGGGUAAUUUCUGGGGCUCAGUGCCAGCACUACAAAUCCACUGCUCUUGGUCAUUUUUUCCAUUUAUUGGAUAGGACAGAGUGGAGGGGGGAGAUAGAAAGAGAGAAAGACAGACACUGCAUACUUGCUUCACCACUUGUGAUACAUAACCCCUAUACAGGUGGGGACCCAGGGGCCUGAACCCAGAUCCUUGCACAGGUCCUUGAACUUACUAUGUGCACUUAACCAGAUGCGUCACUACCUGGCCUCAAUAUUAAACUUUUACUAUAAAGUAGAUGCAUUGAUCAAGGCAGGUUGGUUUCGUUUAGACAUAUUUUUACUAUCGUCAAAAAGAAUUAGACUGUAUUUGUUUGAAUUUUCUUACCUUGUAGAGCAUACAUUGUUAAUGCCAGUCCAGAUUUAUUUUUCAAAUAUGCACAGCUUUGUAUUUAGAAAGGGAAUGCUUACCUCUGCAUCAAGCUCUUUGAGCCAAAUUUUAACCCAUAACUGAUUGUGGUUGCAUUGGAAAAUAACUUACAAGGAGAUGUGAUGUCAACUCUUCGGCUAUGAAAAAAGGCUACAAAUCAGAUAAAUUUGGGAUAUUAAAGUAUGUCAGAAGUUA
Molecule: messenger RNA, 2689 nt
Organism: Erinaceus europaeus (western European hedgehog)
Lineage: Eukaryota; Metazoa; Chordata; Mammalia; Eulipotyphla; Erinaceidae
Gene: PDGFRL
Product: platelet derived growth factor receptor like
Exons: 6
Coding region: 308-1435 (375 amino acids)
Source: RefSeq, a predicted model, not a curated record